Molecule: messenger RNA, 992 nt
Organism: Lolium rigidum
Lineage: Eukaryota; Viridiplantae; Streptophyta; Magnoliopsida; Poales; Poaceae
Product: ent-isokaurene C2/C3-hydroxylase-like
Exons: 2
Coding region: 36-992 (318 amino acids)
Molecular function (GO): oxidoreductase activity, acting on paired donors, with incorporation or reduction of molecular oxygen; heme binding; monooxygenase activity
Source: RefSeq, a predicted model, not a curated record
UUCACACUUGCCUGUAAGCUAGCUGCUAGGCUGCGAUGGAGGCGUGGCUAAGCCUGUGUUUCAUAGCCCUCAUCACUAUACUGGCCUUUUGGUUUCUCAACCUCUCGGGGACCAAGAGCAAGCCACAUAAGCCGCAGCCUCCCGGGCCGUGGACUCUCCCGAUCAUCGGCAGCCUCCACCACGUCAUCAGCGUCGUCCCGCACCGCAAGAUCACGGAGCUGCGCCGCCGGCACGGGCCACUCAUGCUCCUCAAGCUCGGGGAGGUCCCAGCCGUGAUCGUCUCCAGCGGAGAGGCGGCGGCGCAGGUGUUGAAGACGAACGACCUCACGUUCGCGACGCGGCCGGGCACCCCGACGCAGGACAUCGCCGGCUGCGGCGGCAGGGGCAUCAUCUUCGCACCCUACGGCGACCACUGGCGCCAGAUGCGCAAGGUGUGCAUCGUGGAGCUCCUCAGCGCCAAGCAGGUGAGGCGGAUGGACGGUAUCAGGCUGGCGGAGGUGGGCAGCCUCCUCCAUUACAUCGCCGGCGCCGCAUCAACCGGCGCCUCCGUUAACGUCAGCGAGAAGAUGAUGGAGCUCAGCAACGGCAUCGUGGCGCAGGCGGUGUUCGGUGGCAAGUUUGCCGAGCAGGAGGAGUACAUCCGCGAGCUGGACGUGGUGCUCACUCUGCUGGGCGGGUUCUGCCUCGUCGACCUCUUCCCGUCGUCGAGGUUUGCGCGGUGGCUCAGCUUCGGCGCGCGCCGCAUGCAGAGAAGCUACGGCUGCAUGCAGCACAUCAUUGAAAACAUCAUCGAGGAGCGAAAGGCCGCGCGAGCUGCCGGACAAUGCGCCUGCAGCGCCGAGGACGAGGACCUGCUGGACGUGCUGCUCAGGCUGCAGAAGGAGGACUCAUUGGCACCCCCCCUAACCACUGAAAGAUAUAUUUUCAGGUGCUACAGAUACCACAGGAACCAUUUUGGAAUGGGCUAUGUCGGAGCUUGUCCGUCAUCCUAA